GUAGAGAGCGUUAAGUAGUGGUAGGUACUAGGUACUAUGAGGAACAUUAAUGUUUAUUCAGUUAAAGAAACAAAAAAACCCAUGAGACUAUAAUCGAGUAAACCUGUACGUAUUAUUUUGUAUUUUAUCAAGAGUUCAAAGAUGGCAGCAGGGGAAUUUUAAAUCCUAAAUAUCUGGAUCUGGCCUGUUUGAUUUUGUAAAUGUAUUUACAGCUACAGAUAGCUGGAAGACUGCGAUAUAGUAAAACCUUUCCAUUUUUUCUGACACACGGAGGCGUCGUUGUAACUAUAUGAUUUGGAUUUGAGCUUGAAUUAUAGAAAGCCAUGUUGCACUUUCUUGUUUUCACCAUUUGCGUCACCUUAGUCUCAGGAGCGCCUUAUUAUGGCGGAUCAGGGCGAAUUACAGGAGGAACUCGAGUGAAUCACACAGAACAGUUUCCUUAUGUCGUCUCCAUCUCUCGGCUGGAUCAGCACAUUUGCAAUGGAGUCAUUUACAACGAUCGAUGGAUCAUCACAGCAGCAAACUGCGUCCACGGAAAAAAUCAAUCGGAAUUCAAAGUUAUCAUUGGUGCCCUGUCGCUCAUCAUUCCUGAUCCAGCGGAGCAAAAAAUCACCGUUUCCGAUUUUGUCGUAUUCAAUCAAUUUGAUCCUGUUUCUUUGAAGCACGACAUCGCUCUCGUCAGGCUGUCCCGGUUGAUUUUACUUGGCCCUACCGCUCAACCCAUCCGGUACGGUGGAAUCGAUGAGCUGGCCACACCCUGGGACGCAUACAUUGUCGGAUGGGGUGCAACUUUUGAAGGAGGAAUCCCAACUACAAAACUUCUUUGGGGUCCCAUUGAUGAACUCGCUGCAGAUUGCGGAGUGUACGGUCUUGACGAAUUUCAGCAGGACUCCAUGAUUUGCGCUGGCUCAACUGAAGGAACUAUUUCACCUUGUCAAUACGAUGAGGGAGGACCACUGACUCAAAGGACAGAUUCUAGCGGAACUCCGGAAGAAAUAGUCGUGGGCAUCAUGUCGAGGAACAAUGGCUGUGGUGAUCCUAGUGUGCCAACUAUUUAUACUCGGUUGGGCAGCUACUCUACUUGGCUUCUCCUUACCGCAGGCCCGCAGCCGUGGGAAUAAAAGUGCGUUAUCUACUACCGAAAAUUUUUUUUCCGUAGUCCACGCCUUCAGGAAAAUCGCGAGUACCGUUCAUGUUAUUAGUUAUGUUUCAAUCAAAUGCAAAUCACGCAACAAUAAUAACGAUGUUAAAUGUUACGCAUGUUACUGUAUUUUUCAAUAGCAUAAUUUUUUUAAAUUUCGGUGAAUAUUAGGGCUACUGCGUCCGUUGUUUUUUUGGUUUCAGUACGAAGUCGAAUAGGUCGUAUUGUUCUAGCGUUAUAGCUACGCUUUUUUUAUUAUGUAAGUGUGGGUGGAAGUAAUUUGUUAACUGCUAAAUGUAUAUUUUGUAUUGAGACAG
Messenger RNA from Daphnia pulicaria, 1458 nucleotides. RefSeq names its product trypsin-1-like. The record is from RefSeq and is a predicted model, not a curated record. Gene Ontology annotation, biological process: proteolysis. The transcript has 7 exons. NCBI's taxonomy places the organism in Eukaryota, Metazoa, Arthropoda, Branchiopoda, Diplostraca, Daphniidae. The coding region runs from base 324 to 1121 and encodes 265 amino acids. Gene Ontology annotation, molecular function: serine-type endopeptidase activity.